Vigna unguiculata (cowpea) is the source of this 2094-nucleotide messenger RNA. RefSeq names its product Eukaryotic aspartyl protease family protein. NCBI's taxonomy places the organism in Eukaryota, Viridiplantae, Streptophyta, Magnoliopsida, Fabales, Fabaceae. Gene Ontology annotation, molecular function: aspartic-type endopeptidase activity. The record is from RefSeq and is a predicted model, not a curated record. Gene Ontology annotation, biological process: proteolysis.
UUCCGUUGAAUUAAACGAACAAAACAUUAAUAAAAGAAACUGAUAGACACAGAAUCAUAACUUUACGUAAUCCAUAGUUGAAAACUCUAAAUUCUCUGUUCUGUUAUGUUCUCUGUUCCAAAACCAAACUUCAUUACAAAGAACGUUCUCUCUUCAAUUACAAUGAACAAAAGCAAAAACAUCCUCGUCUUCCUCAACCUUCCAAUCCACACACUCUUCUCUCUUUAGUGUCUUAAUUCCAAUUCUCUUUUUUCUUCUUUCCGACACAUAUUACACAUACGGGCAUAUAUACGUACAUACGUAAGCUACAUACAGUAAAAAAUUUAAUUACGAUACGAAUGGCGGCCGCGGCUUUUGCAAUAUCCGUCGCGUUGUUGGCUGCGGCGGCGGCGGUUGGUGGCGGAUCGCCGGUGAGUCUGCCGCUGGAAAGAGCGUUUCCGACGAAUCACGGAGUGGAGUUGAGUGAGCUGAGAGCUCGCGAUGCGCUGAGGCAUCGCAGAAUGUUGCAGUCUUCAAACGGCGUCGUUGAUUUCCCCGUCCAAGGCACCUACGAUCCCUUCCAAGUCGGGCUUUACUUUACAAAGGUACAGUUGGGUACUCCUCCAGUGGAAUUUUAUGUGCAGAUUGACACUGGCAGUGAUGUUCUCUGGGUCAGUUGUAGCUCCUGCAGUGGUUGUCCUCAGACAAGUGGGCUUCAGAUUCAGCUAAAUUUUUUUGACCCUGGGAGAUCAUCAACAUCUUCAUUGAUAGCUUGUUCUGACCAAAGGUGCAACAGUGGCAUACAGUCAUCAGAUGCCAGCUGUUCCAGCCAGAACAACCAGUGCUCAUACACUUUCCAGUAUGGUGAUGGAAGUGGAACAUCAGGCUAUUAUGUGUCAGAUAUGAUGCAUCUGAACACUAUUUUUGAGGGUUCUGUGACCACUAAUUCUACAGCUCCUGUAGUUUUUGGUUGUAGCAACCAGCAGAGUGGGGACUUGACAAAGUCUGAUAGAGCAGUUGAUGGAAUAUUUGGAUUUGGGCAACAGGAAAUGUCUGUGAUCUCUCAGCUAUCCUCACAGGGGAUAGCUCCAAGAGUAUUCUCUCAUUGUCUGAAAGGAGAUAGCAGUGGAGGGGGCAUAUUGGUUCUUGGUGAGAUUGUGGAGCCAAACAUUGUUUACACCUCACUUGUUCCAGCACAGCCUCAUUACAAUUUAAAUCUACAGAGCAUCUCUGUCAAUGGCCAAACCUUGCAAAUUGAUUCCUCAGUUUUUGCAACAUCAAACAACAGAGGUACCAUUGUUGAUUCUGGAACAACUUUGGCGUAUCUUGCUGAAGAGGCUUAUGACCCCUUUGUCAAUGCGAUCACAGCUACAAUUCCACAAUCUGUACGCACUGUUGUUUCCAGAGGAAAUCAAUGUUACUUACUCACCACUAGUGUCACUGACGUUUUCCCUCAAGUAAGUCUGAACUUUGCCGGUGGGGCAUCUAUGCUUUUGAGACCACAGGACUAUCUGAUACAGCAGAAUUCUAUUGGUGGUGCAGCAGUGUGGUGUAUUGGUUUUCAAAAACUCCAGGGUCAAGGGGUAACAAUUCUAGGAGAUCUCGUAUUAAAAGACAAAAUUGUUGUUUAUGAUCUGGCUGGUCAACGCAUUGGAUGGGCUAACUUUGACUGUUCUUUGUCAGUGAAUGUAUCUGCAACAACUGGCACUGGCAGAAGUGAAUUUGUGAAUGCCGGAGAGAUAGGUGGAAGCAUUUCUUUACGCGAUGGACUUAAGUUGAGAAAGAGAGGGAUCUUGGCUUUCCUUGUGCAUGUAACACUAAUUUACUGCAUUGGAUUCUUAUAGCAUUUACAUAUUCUUAUACAUUGUAAGAGAUAUUCUUUUUUUCAUAUGCAUAUUCUUUUGCCGGUAUAUAUUUGUCACAAUCGGCAAGACCACAUUAAGUUUAACGUUGUUUGUGUCUCCUCUCUGCACAAUAGGCUUGUUCAGUUUAUCCUCAGAUGACUCUGUUAUCAUGUAGAAUCAGUUACUCUUCACUUUUGUCAGUGUUGUAAAUUACUUCACAGGAUUACUGUUUUUAAUGCAUACACAUGGUAUAAAAUAUAGCUUUUUCUUC